Messenger RNA from Corylus avellana, 1279 nucleotides. RefSeq names its product nuclear transcription factor Y subunit C-3. The record is from RefSeq and is a predicted model, not a curated record. Gene Ontology annotation, cellular component: nucleus. Gene Ontology annotation, molecular function: RNA polymerase II cis-regulatory region sequence-specific DNA binding; DNA-binding transcription factor activity, RNA polymerase II-specific; protein heterodimerization activity. Lineage: Eukaryota; Viridiplantae; Streptophyta; Magnoliopsida; Fagales; Betulaceae. Gene Ontology annotation, biological process: regulation of transcription by RNA polymerase II.
CUGACAUCGUAAGUCAGAAUCGAAAACAGGCUCAGCUUUUUCGUUUCUUUCUUCCUUCCUCUCUUAGGCCCUCAGUCUUGCGGAGCAGAGCAAUACCCUUCUGUAAAAAGAGGCAUUAAGUUUUGUCUUAUUUAGUUGGAUCAAAAUGGAUCAGCAUGGGCAUAGCCAGGCCGCAUCUAUGGGAGUGGUUGGUAGUGGAGCUCAGUUGCCAUAUGCCACUAAUCUAUAUCAGACUAACCAAAUGACUGGGACGCCGACUCAUGGAUCAGCUGUUACAUCAGUUGGGGCUAUGCAAUCUACAAGUCAGCCUACUGGAGCUCAGCUUGGACAACACCAACUUGCUUAUCAGCACAUCCACCAGCAACAACAACAGCAACUUCAGCAACAACUCCAAUCUUUUUGGGCAAAUCAGUACCAAGAAAUUGAGAAGGUAACUGAUUUCAAGAACCAUAGCCUUCCCUUAGCAAGGAUCAAGAAGAUUAUGAAGGCUGACGAGGAUGUAAGAAUGAUAUCAGCUGAGGCACCGGUAAUAUUUGCCCGGGCAUGCGAAAUGUUCAUCUUGGAGUUGACUUUGCGAUCUUGGAAUCACACUGAAGAGAAUAAAAGGAGGACACUUCAAAAGAAUGACAUUGCAGCAGCGAUCACAAGGACUGAUAUCUUUGAUUUCUUAGUUGACAUUGUGCCAAGGGAGGAUCUGAAAGAUGAAGUACUUGCUUCGAUCCCAAGAGGAACAAUACCUGUCGGGGGGCAUGCUGAUGCUCUCCCUUACUGCUAUAUGCCACCUCAGCAUGCACCACAGGUUGGGACUCCUGGGAUGAUCAUGGGUAAGCCGGUGAUGGACCCAGCUAUUUAUGCUCAACAGUCACAUCCCUACAUGGCCCAACAGAUGUGGACACAGGCACCAGAGCAACAGCAAUCACCCUCAGAUAAUUAGUAGCUGUAGCAUGAAAGUUGAAGCAGUAGUAUUUCAUCAAGACGUGUUGAGAAUGUCAACACAAUGGAUUGAACGUUCUAGUAAUGAAAAAGUCCAAUCAAGAUUUGAGCUUAAGAUAAGCAGUAUUUCUGUAGAUAAUACGCUUGAAAAGAUUAGCCAAUCUUGAUUGAGCUGGCGUUUCUUUCUUGUUCGUUUACUUUUUUAUUUUUAUUUUUUAUGUUUACUCUGGUUUCUUUAUCAUAUCUAGCUAAAAACUGUUACUCAAGAUGUAUAAAUAGAAAUUUUACUUGAAAGCAAUGCUUCCACCUUUGAUGAGGACAAAUAAAACAGUAUUUUUCUUGGGUA